This is a messenger RNA of Penicillium verhagenii, 1206 nucleotides long. It is a transcript of the gene kin28, whose product is annotated as TFIIH complex serine/threonine-protein kinase subunit KIN28. Gene Ontology annotation, biological process: protein phosphorylation; positive regulation of transcription by RNA polymerase II. The record is from RefSeq and is a predicted model, not a curated record. Bases 1 to 1206 code for a protein of 401 amino acids. Gene Ontology annotation, molecular function: RNA polymerase II CTD heptapeptide repeat kinase activity; cyclin-dependent protein serine/threonine kinase activity; ATP binding. Lineage: Eukaryota; Fungi; Ascomycota; Eurotiomycetes; Eurotiales; Aspergillaceae. Gene Ontology annotation, cellular component: cytoplasm; transcription factor TFIIH holo complex; transcription factor TFIIK complex. The transcript has 2 exons.
AUGGCAGCGUCACCAUUCAUCUCUCGAUCCCCCUCUGUGACCGUCGCAUCGCCCAAUACUCUCAGACUGAGGGCAGCUGCAGCUCAAGGCUCCUCGGGGGGGAUCGCUACCUCAAUAUCAGUGUCCUCCAACACAGAUCAAGAACUCACUGAACAGCUCAAUGACGAUGUGCGGCAGAAAUACAUUAAAGACAAGAAGCUUGGAGAGGGUACAUAUGCUGUGGUUUUCCUAGGACACCUCCGGGACGACCCAUCGUCCUUGGUUGCUAUUAAAAAAGUCAAGGUCAAUGCCGAAUACAAAGACGGGUUGACUAUGGAUGCAAUUCGAGAAGUCAAAUACCUGCAGGAACUAUCGCACCCUAAUAUCAUCGCCCUUCAUGAUGUCUUUUCCUCCAAAGAUCAGAACUUGAGCCUGGUGCUAGAGUUUCUUCCUCGGGGAGACUUGGAGAUGCUCAUCAAGGAUGGAGAUAUCCAGUAUGGAGUGGCCGAUGUCAAGGCUUGGAUGGGCAUGUUAGCCCGAGGGGUGUGGUUUUGUCAUGAGAACUUUGUGCUUCAUCGAGAUAUCAAGCCCAACAACCUGCUGAUCGCAUCGGACGGCGAGGUCAAACUAGCGGAUUUUGGACUGGCCCGAUCCUUUGCGGACCCAUAUCUCAACAUGACUCACCAAGUCAUCACCCGGUGGUAUCGACCACCGGAGUUGCUCUACGGGGCCCGACAGUACUCGGGAGCGGUGGACGUAUGGUCCAUGGGGAUGGUUUUUGCAGAACUGUUGCUACGAGUGCCCUUUGUGGCCGGCAAUACUGACCUGGAUCAAAUCUCCAAGAUCUGUGAAGCGUUUGGAACCCCCACCGAGGAAAAUUGGCCGGGGGUCACUCAAUUACCCAACUAUAUCCCCACGGACCGGGGCCAGCAAGUGCCCGUUCAAGGCCGAGAUUUUUUCCUCCGGCAGUUCCCUACGGCUGGCCCAGUGGGUGGUGAUCUGUUGAUGUCAAUGUGUGCGCUGGAUCCUCGUAAACGGUAUACGGCCCUUCAAGUAUUACGGCAUAACUGGUGGAUGACUGAUCCCCAACCGACCCGGAAUGAAGAUCUUCCACGCAAGUCCGGGAUGAAGAAGAUGGGCGAUGAUUUAGGUCGACGUGGUGGUGAGAUCGACGAUGGGCCUUUUAAAAAUGCCGCACGACAAUUGGAUUUUGGGGCAAUGAAAUAA